AUGGGAGAGUUGUUUGAUGUCACCUCGCGCGACCAGAUUGCUGCCACCAUCAAUCAGAUCGCAGAGGAAUUUGGCAACGGCAGACUCGACGUUGUUGUGGCGAAUGCGGGUGUCUGCACCAACUCGUCUUGUCUCGAGUAUACCGAAGAGACAUGGGCUCGGGACAACCGAGUCAACUACGAUGGUGUCAUGUGGACGGCGCAGGCUGCUGGAAAGAUAUUUAAGAGACAGGGCAAAGGCAAUCUGGUCAUCACGGCUUCCGUGAGCUCCAUUCUGGUCAACAUCCCUCAGACGCAGGUUGCGUACAAUGCCUCUAAGGCUGCGGCCGUGCACCUUGCAAGGAGCUUAGCUGUCGAGUGGACAGACUUUGCCCGUGUGAACUGCAUCUCUCCCGGCUUUAUGAUGACAAAGAUGUUGACCCAGCAGCCAAAGGAACUUUUCGACAAAUGGUUGGGAAUGAUCCCGGGAGGCCGAAUCUGCGAUCCCGCCGAGCUGAAGGGGGCCUAUGUAUUCCUUGCAAGUGACGUUUUCUCCUACAUGACAGGAUCCAACAUCGUCAUUGACGGAGGCUACACCCUGCCUUAG
Messenger RNA from Aspergillus glaucus CBS 516.65, 585 nucleotides. RefSeq lists its product as uncharacterized. NCBI's taxonomy places the organism in Eukaryota, Fungi, Ascomycota, Eurotiomycetes, Eurotiales, Aspergillaceae. The coding region runs from base 1 to 585 and encodes 194 amino acids. The transcript is spliced from 4 exons. Gene Ontology annotation, molecular function: oxidoreductase activity, acting on NAD(P)H, oxygen as acceptor. Gene Ontology annotation, cellular component: intracellular anatomical structure. The record is from RefSeq and is a predicted model, not a curated record.